CAGCCCGCCCCUAAUCUUCAGGCGGAGGCUUCAGCAAAAUCCAGUCGUGAGCUCUGCCUCAGGAAGAGGGUUCUCGCCGCCGCACCUUUCCGCUCGGCUGGCCACCGCCCCUAUGCGCUAUGCGCUGCACCGCUGUUCCGACCUAGACCUGUGACCAAUUCUGCCCAGUAGGAUGAACUGGACUGCUGCCACGUGCUGGGCUCUGCUGCUGGCCGCCGCCUUCCUCUGUGACAGCUGUUCGGCCAAGGGCGGCCGGGGAGGUGCUCGGGGCAGCGCCCGCGGGGGACGCGGAGGCGCGCGCGGGGCAUCGAGAGUGCGCGUGAGGCCGGCACCCCGCUACGGCUCCUCUGUGCGUGUGGCCGCUGCAGGGGCAGCUGCAGGUGCUGCCGCAGGUGUGGCUGCAGGCCUUGCCACCGGCUCUGGCUGGAGGAGGACCUCGGGGCCUGGUGAGCUAGGCCUGGAGGAUGAUGAGAACGGGGCAACUGGAGGCAACGGAACUGACCGAGGAGUCUACAGCUACUGGGCCUGGACUUCGGGCUCCGGGUCCAUUCCCAGCCCAAGUGUUUGCCUGCUUCUGGGCGGCACCCUUGGUGCAUUAGAACUGCUUUGGCCCUAGAUCAAGCUGAGCUCCGCCCCAGAUCUGGCUCCUAGGCCGAGUCAUCGAGACAUGGGGCCCUAGGGACCAUCCCAGUGGCCUCUAGCUCCUUUUGCUGACUAUGGUUCCCCAGCCCAGAUGACAAUAUAGGCAUUCUGAGCCCACAAGCUCUCUUGCAAUUUGUGGACACUGUCUACUCUCUUGCCCAUCCCAGUCUCCCAAUCUUCCACCCUGGCAGGAACAGCUCCACUGCCAGAGAGGCAGGCUGCCGCCCUCCACUCUCCAGAGCUGCCCAAGAGGAAGUGUCGGGCCAUGCCUGUGUGCUUGCCCUGGACACACGAACAUGAAUUAAUGCUGACCACCAGGAGGAGGCCAUUCUCAGGUGGGCCCGCCUGAUUCUGCCACUAAAGCCCAAAAGACGUGCGCCUUCCAUGGAAGCAGAAGGAACGAACCACUUCCCUCUGGACUUCACAAUUUGGUGAAGAGAACAUGCACUUGGACUGCAGUGUGAGAAAUGUCAGGUGCUAACCACCUGCCCAGAGCAGGUCCUAAUGAUGUCACCGCUCAGGAACAUCCAGAGCAGGAAACACCCAUCCCAGGACACCCACUAUGGUCCUCCUUGAACAUGCUACCAAGGCCAAGGUAGCAUGUUUCUUCUUCACAGACUGCCUGAGACACCUUCUGUCAAAAGCGUUCCCCACUUGGAGCCACUUGGCCAUAAGGACCACUUAACUGUUCCCAAGAUCCACUGAGAGUCAGGGCUCCACAUUCAGAAACAUUCCAUUUCCUUUGACUUUAGGUUCACGAGUGAGGGUCACUUGGAUACAAUACCAAUCCUGCUGGAACCUUCUUUGUACAUGACCCAAACUGCAAGAUUCCCACAAUGCCAGUGGAGAGCAGCAUCUUGUGUUGGGAGACCCUCUCCCUUGGAAACAGAUGGACCGGGGAGGUAAGAGAAUAUGACACAAUUGGCAGCUGGCAGCCUGCACUUUGGAGAACACAACAAUUCUUCAGGCCCACUGACGUCAGAGGAAAGCUAACAGACACAGCAAAGCCAGCCUCAGCAGGUUGUGGGUGGGUGUGGUCUAACACUACUAAAAGUUUUCUGACCAUCUAUAUCCAUCCUGAGAACAAAGAGAUGCACUAUAGUCCUCACAUGGAUCUACAUUGGGGCAGACUGGCUCCUUGCUGCUCCAGGGCCCACCAGCACAUCCUUGCCCCAUGGAGUGAUGGGUCUCUGGGCUCAGUCAGUAUACACAAUGCUAGCCUGGCAAACCUCUGGCCAGUAUACAGGUUCCAAGGCUAUUGGCAGGACCCUAGCCAAGCAAUUUCUUGACCAACAAGGUGCAGGGUGCAGCUCCCUGCAUCCUCUCUCCACACUGCCGGUGCUCUUAGGCACAGCCAGCCCAGAUGCUUCUCUGUCCCUUACAGACCAAGCUCAAUACCAAGACCAGCAAGCUAAGGGCCAAGCCCACUCAGGGCCUCAAAGGCAAGUACCAUCAAGUCUGGUACAGGAAGACCCACUAGGGCCCCUUCAGCUGGUCAAACACCUAUGGGGAUGCGCUAUGUGGACCUGACCUUCACGUACCAGAGCACCAUGUGUUAGUUCUGGACAUAAUGGAAACACUGCCUUUUAAUUAUUAUUUCACACACCAAUCUGACUUCUCCAGAGUGUUUAGCACUUGGCACAGCUACACGUCUUUGAAUACUUUCUCCACCAGCAAGAGCCAUAAGAUGCUAAGAGAGGAUCUCAGAGGAGGCUUAUCUUACUACAGCCACAAGAGGCAACAGUGGAAGGCUAGCCCGUUAUCAGCCGUCCAGAAGCAGCCGAGAGCCUGCUGAGCACGCAAGCACUAACUAGUUCGGCAACUAUGGGAAGGCCAGAUCAAUACCAGACAGAAGAAACUAGAACUACUGAGCAAGCAUAGCCCAGAUGGCCCAACAGCACCUCCUGUCUCUAUCCAGUCCCUUCCCUUUUUCUUUCUAGACAGCAAGCGGCUGGCAACAACAUCCUUUAGAUGCCUACAGGUAUGUGGAGGUCAACCAUGCUGGGACACCCUCUGCCCCACAUCCUGCGCCGCAUGGGUCCAAUGGCUAGAUGGUAACCCCCUUCCAGUGAUCCUCUGGCCUGUGCAAAGUCAAGCCUACAGCAGAUGACCUCCCGAGGUACAGGCUCUGAAGUUCAAGGGGAGAGGACAUUCCUGGGCUUUUCUAUCCCAAACCUCCUGUUGAUGUCUGUGCGCACAUGUGUCAGUGAAGAGUUCGUUGUGAAAUAAAGCCCUCUGCUGGUA
Messenger RNA from Peromyscus maniculatus bairdii (prairie deer mouse), 2886 nucleotides. It is a transcript of the gene Sprn, whose product is annotated as shadow of prion protein. Gene Ontology annotation, cellular component: nucleus; membrane. NCBI's taxonomy places the organism in Eukaryota, Metazoa, Chordata, Mammalia, Rodentia, Cricetidae. Gene Ontology annotation, molecular function: nucleic acid binding. The record is from RefSeq and is a predicted model, not a curated record. Gene Ontology annotation, biological process: protein import into nucleus.